AUGGCACUGUUCCGAGGCGGUGUCAUUUUUUUCUUAGCCUGGGGUGUACUUGAGACUCUUAUUUUCGGAGGAAUGAUGUUUGGUUGGCCUUCUCUAGUGUUCGUCUUAAAGGAAGAACGUUAUUUUAGUCAUUUGUGUAAAUGCGAGACAAACUGUACGGAAACAAACUCCUCGACAAACGCUGGUCCAACAUCAUGUGCGGCGCAAGAUGAACAGUUUAACUUGAUAUUUGCGAUAGCUGUUGCAAUCAAAGGCAUUUUACUGGUUUUGACUGGAUCGAUGUAUGACAAACUUGGUACCUUAACUACAAGGUUACUUGGAAGUGUUAUAUUUUUGUCCGGAUCUUUGAUGAUAGCAUUCUCCAAACCAGCAAUUCCAUACGUCCUAUACCCAGCGGUGCUAUGCGUGAUGUACGGAGGUUUCUUUAUCCUUAUGACUAAUAUGCAACUUGGAAAUCUUCUCAAGAGAGGGCGCAAUACUCUGAUAUGUAUAAUGAACGGGGCAUUUGAUUCAAGCGCAUUCGUCUUACUUCUUAUCAAAGUUGCAUAUGAAGCCGGGAUAUCUUUACACGCGUCUUUCUUAACUAUCAGUGCCAUCUAUAGUAUCUGUAUUUUAAGUACGUUUCUAUGGUUACCACGACAAUUUAUUCUGGAUCCACUGCCAGAUGACUUUCACUUGACGAUAUGCUCUUCAUGUGAACGUAAUCAUGGAGAUUACGCAAUCGGAGUUAAAUCCGACCUUGAAAUAAGCAACAUUAAUGAGACGCAGACACAAGAUCCAAAUGAAGAAUCGGGUGAAACCAUCGGAUCGACAGGGGAUGAAGCACCAAACACCAUAGGUGGUUAUCGUAUGUUAGAGUCGCCACCACCUUUUAGUGUUGUUAUACAAUCGCCUAUGUAUUGGACAAGUGUUCUAUGGUUUUCGUCAACACACCUACGGCUCAUGUUUUUCUUGGGUAACUUCAACUCGUGGAUAACAUACCUGACUAAAGACAAUGUACAGAACGUGAGUAUGUAUACAACAGUAUUCUCGUUUAUGUUAUUUGCGGCUGUUAUUAUGGGUCCUCUAUCUGGGCCAAUGCUUGACCGACGAACAACGGCCCCAAUCGGAUCCCUAGCCCUUAAAUUAGAGAAAAUUCGUCAUUUCAUCCCAAUGUUUUAUCUUAACACCGGCCUUGGUGUCCUGCUUUCUGCAUGUGCAGCCAUUCCUGUGUUAGAACUGCAAUACUUUACAUUCGUGGUGUUUGUCUUGCAUAGGACCUUCAACUACGGUCCUGCAUCGGCAUUCCUUGCACAAGCAUUUCCAAGUCAACAUUUUGGUAAGCUUUAUGGUAUUAUGUUUACUACGGGUGCUAUUGUAAGUUUACUGCAGUACCCUCUGUUUAUCUGGAUCAAAGGACCACUAAAGAAUGAUUCCACGUGGGUGAGUACAUUCAUGAAUAAAUAA
Molecule: messenger RNA, 1446 nt
Organism: Owenia fusiformis
Lineage: Eukaryota; Metazoa; Annelida; Polychaeta; Sabellida; Oweniidae
Source: the annotation of a GenBank genome assembly